Vombatus ursinus (common wombat) is the source of this 2416-nucleotide messenger RNA. RefSeq names its product TNF receptor superfamily member 1A (gene TNFRSF1A). Gene Ontology annotation, biological process: inflammatory response; tumor necrosis factor-mediated signaling pathway; prostaglandin metabolic process. The record is from RefSeq and is a predicted model, not a curated record. Lineage: Eukaryota; Metazoa; Chordata; Mammalia; Diprotodontia; Vombatidae. Bases 334 to 1701 code for a protein of 455 amino acids. The transcript has 10 exons. Gene Ontology annotation, molecular function: tumor necrosis factor receptor activity; tumor necrosis factor binding. Gene Ontology annotation, cellular component: signaling receptor complex; membrane raft; mitochondrion.
CCUCCGGCUCUUCCUGUCCUAGCAGAGGUUGCGACACCCUGUUUGCUCCCUCCCUCUUUUCCCCUAGCUUUCUCGGCUCCCGCUGCCUGCUCAGGUUCGGACCCUGGCUCAAGCCAGGGCUCAGGUUCUGGUGCCAGCCGCGGCUCCAGUUCUGUCUUCGGACUUGUCGGCAUCUUGCGCUUAGAUCUCCGUCCCCAAGAGCCUGGCUCAGGUCUCUGACCUCGGAAUCCCGUGCUCGGUUCAGGACUGGUUCGCUUGCUAGCUCGCUCGCGGCUCCCGCAGCAGCCGCUCUGAGCCCUAAUGGGGGAGUGAGAAGCUACAGCCAGGCCGGACAUGGGCCACCCCACCCUGCCUGGCUUGGUGCCACUGGUGGCCCUGGCCCUAAUGGUGGGACUGUACCUUCCCGUAGCUCCUGGGAUGUCUACCCAUAAAAGGCAUCAAGAAAAGAGAGACAUUGAGUGUCCCCAGGGGAAAUAUAAACAUCCGAAAAAUGAAUCUAUCUGUUGUCUCAAAUGUCACAAAGGGACUUAUUUGGAGGCUGACUGUGGUGGCCCAGACCUUGCACCUAACUGUAAGACCUGUGAAAAGGGCACAUACACUGAGAUAGAGAACUACUUCUCGAGGUGCCACAGCUGUUCUGUCUGCAGAAAAGAGAUGGGCCAGAUACUGAAGAAAACCUGCACAGUCUCAAGAAACACAGUGUGUGGAUGUGGGGAGAACCAAUUUCAGCAAAGGCAAGGGGACAAAGAUAAUGGACUCUUUAGAUGUGUCAACUGCAACCCGUGCCUCAAUGGCACGAUACGACAUCCAUGUCAGGAGAAACAGGAUGCUGUGUGUAUCUGUAACAAAGAUUUCUUUUGGCAUGGUCACAAAUGCAUCUCAUGUGAUGAAUGUGUGCCAGAGAAAAAUUGCAUGAGUGUCUGCACCCCAAGUUUUGUUAAAUCACAGCCAUCAGGUCCAGUGCUGAUGCCCUUGGUGAUCUUUUUGGGAUUUUGUUGCUUCUCCCUCAUCUUCAUUGUCUCAUUCUGUCAUUACCCACGAUGGAGGUCCAAACUGUAUGUAAUCGUCUGUGGGAGACAGUCUCCUCCUGUAAAAGAGGAAGAAAAUAAGCGGGCUCUGGUCCCACCCCCUACCUUGGACUUCACUCCUGUCCCCUCCCAAACCCUCACCUCCUCUCCAGCCCCGGCCCCGGCCCCGGCCCCCGCCCCCAUCUCCGUCUCCACCGCGGCCCCUCCCCUCCCCUCCACCUUCUCCUCAAGCAAUUGGUCGACUGUGUACAAUGUACAACCUAUCGUGACGUUGGCACCGCCCCAGCAGCGGGCCGAACCCACCAUUCACUGCGCGCAGAUGCCAUCAGACUGCGUCGUGUAUGACGUCACCGCCCUACGUCUUGACAGGCCAGCCAAGCUGUAUGCAGUGGUAGACGAAGUGCCUCCCACCCGCUGGAGGGAGUUCAUACGCCGUUUGGGACUGAAUGAGAAUGAUAUUGAACUCUGUGAGAUGCAGAACCCCCGCUGCCUUAGAGAAGCCCACUAUAGCAUGCUAGCAGCGUGGCAGAAGGGAGUACCCCGGCACCAGGCCACUCUGGAAGUGCUGGCCCAGGUGCUCACUGACAUGGACUUACAUGGUUGCCUGCAGAACAUCACAGAGACCUUGAAGCUGGGCAACCCCUCUGGACCUCUGUCCCCUCUCUCUAGGUGAGGCUGUACCAAGCACUUAUUUCCCUUUUUUGGCCUCACCCCUUGUGGACCCUUCAUGCAUAUGGGACCUAGUCCCCAAGGAUUAUUUCCCUUCCCAGGAAGGGCUCAGUGGAGCCCCAGGGCAGACCGGGUGGACGAUUUUGAAAAUACCCUGCACUUAUCCACGUCGGCAGUCUUUGGGGAGCCCCAUUUCUGUAGUGCUCCUAGCUCACUGUUUAUUUGGUGCUAUAUGCAGUCAGUGUACCCUGACUUUCUCAGCUAUUAAUGCACUAUGUGAAUGUGGAAAAGUAAAAGGAACACUGCUAAGUGGGGUGUAGUUUUACCAAACUAUAUUAUCUGAGUAGGGUUGGGGAUCUCUGGGAUGCAUCUGAGGAUGCAGAUAAAACGUGGAGCACUAAUGGAUGGAGUAUGGGCAACUCAGGCUACAGAUAAGUAGGCUUGGGCGCUCAGGCUUGGUCACUGCUUCUCCAUACAUGGUAAACAAGCAGUCUUUGUAACAGUUUUUUUUUUUUACACUAAUGUAAACCCAGCAUCAUUCCUUCCUCCUCGUACCACCUCACAUGGUUUCCUCUUUUAUCUCAGCUUAGAGGAGUGGGAGUCAAAUGCUAGGUGUCAUGUGGGUUAGGAGGCUGAAGGCAGAGGCCAGAAUUAUCUUUUUGUAAAUAUUGUACACUAAAAUUUUUGAAAUUAAAGCUCUGGAUCAUUUAGUAAAUGGA